Messenger RNA from Nymphaea colorata (pocket water lily), 1609 nucleotides. RefSeq lists its product as uncharacterized. The coding region runs from base 76 to 1209 and encodes 377 amino acids. The transcript is spliced from 3 exons. Lineage: Eukaryota; Viridiplantae; Streptophyta; Magnoliopsida; Nymphaeales; Nymphaeaceae. The record is from RefSeq and is a predicted model, not a curated record.
ACUGGAUAACGACGAAAUCUAUCGCCGGAGUCUCAGAAUACUGCCAGAGAGAGGGAGAGAGAGGGGGAGAGAGAAAUGGAAAAUCCGGUGAACUACGAGCCGGAGGACGACUCGGGGAAUGGGUUGUACUGCUGGUGGAGAUCGGCGUCUGAGUUCCAGGGGACGGGCCGGCUGGACAUCGACAUAUCGAGGGCGGCGGAGGCGGGGCCGAGGAUGAGGGUGCUGAGGGAGAUGGAGAGGCUGGCGAUGGUGGCGCCCGAGGGGCUCGACGACCUCCGCCACAAGCUCCUGAGCUACCGCCCUGGAGAUUUCUGGGUGCCCAUGGGAGGGCUUAAGAAGGAGGAGCUGGACAUCCCUCCCAUCGUCACGAUCCUUCUCGUCGGGUUCUCCAAGUCCGGCAAGAGCUCGCUCGUCAAUCUCAUGUACUCUGUUCUCGGCCGUGCUGGUCUUAUCCCCUUUGCUCAGACCGCCGGGAGUUCAUCUAAUUAUGAAACAUUGUUUAUGGAGGAGCACAAUGUUUUGAGAUCAAUGAGGAAUGGGUUCUGUGUCUAUGACUCCAGAGGAUUGUCCUAUUACGAGAUAACACAGAGCUUGGAAGAGUUGUCUGAAUGGAUGAUUGAUGGUGUUCACCACCAUUUACGUUGUUCGAGGGGCAGAGGCAGUGAAUCCUCUGAUGGCUUUGCUUUAUCUGCACAACUAUCCUCAUCCAAAUUCACCAGGAGAAGGGUAAACUGUGCAGUUGUGGUAGUUGACAUGUCUUAUGUGUAUAAAUCCUUGAUAGCUGGAGAUUCUACACCACUAGAGGCUACCAAAGAAUUGUUCUGCUCACAUUCACUGAGAAAAUGCAAUGAAAAUCCCAUUUUGAUUUUGAGCCAUGGAGAUCUUUUGAACACGGACGAACGAAUUGAUGGUCGGAUCAAGAUAUGCCAAUUCCUUGGGAUCUCGGAAACGACUGGUGUUUAUGACAUCUCAUGUGUAACAGAGCAUGGUUUCUUGCCUGAAGAAGCCGACCCUGUGUCUGCUUAUGCACUCACUGAGGCUCUCUAUAGGGUUCUGCUAUUUUCUGAUAGAACUCAUCCUCCAGGAAGACGCUGGAAAGAUCACAUUGUUGAGUUCCUCUAUUGGAUCCUGUGCUGCAUAUCUGCUUUCUUCGCCUUUCUUGCAUACUACUUCUCCAAGCUCGGCAAGCAAAAGAUGAAGAGAUUGUAAGUUCAGGCAAUGAUCUUAAUGUUUCUGGGAACUAAAACGCCUGUGUUUGGGGACUUUGCCACAGGGUUCAAGUCCUACUUCAUCAUACAAUCUGUGAAAAGUUUAGUAGUUCUUGAUGUUUCUCAGGUUAAGCAUGUUUUAUUUUCACCUUCGACCUUGAGCUUUUAUUUGGCAGAAUUGGCGGUUUAUUCUGCUGUCACCUCAAUGUACUUUGAAUGUGUUAUCUGUGUCAUCACAUUUAUGAUCCACCGGGAGCUGAAACAGUACUGGGGAUGAGAAGUUAGAUGCUCAAACUGGAUCAAGUGCCUGAUAGGAAUUUAUUUGUUGUUUGGAUAUGUAUUAUGUAUAUGUGUCUAUAAACAUGUUUUCAAUAAGAAUGUAAGUUCAGUUUCCUCUGCAA